Drosophila sulfurigaster albostrigata is the source of this 899-nucleotide messenger RNA. RefSeq names its product L-xylulose reductase. Bases 107 to 841 code for a protein of 244 amino acids. The transcript is spliced from 2 exons. Gene Ontology annotation, molecular function: carbonyl reductase (NADPH) activity; L-xylulose reductase (NADPH) activity. Gene Ontology annotation, biological process: glucose metabolic process; xylulose metabolic process. Lineage: Eukaryota; Metazoa; Arthropoda; Insecta; Diptera; Drosophilidae. The record is from RefSeq and is a predicted model, not a curated record.
GUAAACACACAGCCAAUAGACGCAGUUCACUUGCCACUGCUUUCUUCUAAGACGAUUCAAUUGUGAAAAGUUUCCGCUGCUGUUCAAUACAUUAAUAAUAAUAAUAAUGUGGGCCGAUCUGAGCAAUAAAGUGAUAUUGGUAACCGGAGCCGGUGCUGGCAUUGGUCAGGCUUUAGUUCAGCAACUGGCCAAAGUGGGCGCCACUGUGAUCGCCGUGGCACGCAACGAACAGCAGCUGCAGGAGCUGGUUGCCUUCGAUAAGGAGCACAUUAAGCCGCUGCUGCUCGAUUUGUCCGAUUGGGAGAAUGUCCACAAGGUAUUGUCAUCGAAGCAGGUGCCUCAGCUGGAUGGUUUGGUCAACAAUGCCGGUGUGGCCAUCAUCAAGCCUUUCGAGCAGCUGAGCGAAGCUGAUUUCGAUACUCACUUUGAUGUCAACAUCAAGGCCGUGUUCAGUGUCACCCAAGCGUUGUUGCCCAAGUUGCGCGAUGGCAGCACCAUUGUGAACGUCUCCUCGAUAGCCGCAUCUCGCAGCUUUGCCGGCCACACGGCUUACAGUGCCACCAAGGCGGCCGUGGACUCGCUCACCAAGUCGCUGGCCUUGGAGUUGGGACCGCGACGCAUUCGUGUGAAUUCCGUUAAUCCAACCGUUGUGCUGACGCGCAUGGGACGCGAUAAUUGGUCGGAGCCAUCGAAGAGCGGUCCACUGUUGGCCCACAUACCGUUGAAUCGUUUCUGUGAAGUGCACGAAGUGACCGAUGCCAUUGGCUAUCUGCUGAGCGAGAAAUCCACCUUUGUCAAUGGCCAUCACAUCAAUCUCGAGGGCGGUUACUCUGUCUCUUAAUAAAAUCUACACUCCAUCAUAUGUGCAAAAGUAAUUCCAAUUAAAGUGUUUCUGGUAA